Molecule: messenger RNA, 3946 nt
Organism: Vigna angularis (adzuki bean)
Lineage: Eukaryota; Viridiplantae; Streptophyta; Magnoliopsida; Fabales; Fabaceae
Product: protein EXPORTIN 1A
Exons: 32
Coding region: 215-3448 (1077 amino acids)
Biological process (GO): ribosomal large subunit export from nucleus; protein export from nucleus; ribosomal small subunit export from nucleus
Cellular component (GO): nucleus; cytoplasm
Molecular function (GO): nuclear export signal receptor activity; small GTPase binding
Source: RefSeq, a predicted model, not a curated record
UCAAACUCUGCUUCAAAUUCAAGCUGUCUUUUUCAUCUCUCCUUCUCUCUAUAUAUACACAAACAUUUAUUUUAAUAUUUCCAAUAAUAAAAAUUAAAAGUCUAAGGCAGUUCUUUCUCCUUGAAAUAUCUCUCUUUCUCUCUCGCGCUCUACUCUAGGGUUUUUCUUGCUCUGCCGUACACUACUCACUCUAGGGUUUUAUCACUCUCAUUCCAUGGCCGCCGAGAAGCUCCGGGAUUUGAGUCAGCCGAUUGACGUUCCCCUCCUCGAUGCCACCGUCGCUGCUUUCUAUGGCACCGGAUCUAAAGAAGAGAGAAAUGCCGCUGAUCAGAUUCUGCGUGACUUGCAAAACAAUCCUGAUAUGUGGUUACAAGUCAUGCAUAUUUUGCAAAAUACUCAGAAUCUGAAUACUAAGUUCUUUGCCUUACAGGUUCUAGAAGGUGUAAUUAAGUAUAGAUGGAAUGCAUUACCUGUUGAACAGCGAGAUGGAAUGAAAAAUUUCAUCUCUGAUGUCAUUGUACAGCUUUCUGGCAAUGAUGCUUCAUUUCGAUCAGAAAGGCUGUAUGUCAACAAACUCAACAUUAUAUUAGUUCAGAUUUUGAAGCAUGAAUGGCCAGCAAGAUGGCGAAGUUUUAUUCCCGACCUUGUCUCUGCAGCUAAAACUAGUGAAACAAUUUGUGAAAAUUGUAUGGUUAUAUUGAAACUUUUGAGUGAAGAGGUUUUUGAUUUUUCAAGAGGUGAGAUGACCCAGCAGAAGAUAAAAGAGCUUAAACAAUCUUUGAACAGUGAAUUUCAACUCAUUCAUGAGUUAUGCUUGUAUGUGUUAUCAGCCUCCCAAAGGACCGAACUUAUUCGAGCGACUCUCUCUACAUUGCAUGCCUUUUUAUCAUGGAUUCCCCUGGGUUAUAUAUUUGAAUCACCAUUACUUGAGACACUCCUCAAAUUUUUCCCACUCCCAGCAUAUAGGAACCUAACACUGCAGUGUUUAACUGAGGUGGCAGCCCUUCAAUUUGGAAAUUAUUAUGAUGUGCAGUAUGUCAAGAUGUAUAACAUAUUCAUGGUCCAGUUGCAGAGUAUACUCCCACCAACUUCAGAUAUUCCUGACGCGUAUACAAAGGGCUCAACUGAGGAGCAAGCAUUUAUACAGAAUCUGGCACUUUUCUUCACAUCCUUUUACAAGGUUCACAUUCGUAUCCUGGAAUCCACUCAAGAGAAUAUAGCUGCUUUGCUUGUAGGCCUUGAAUAUCUUAUCAACAUUUCUUAUGUUGAUGAUACUGAGGUUUUUAAGGUCUGUUUGGACUACUGGAAUUCCUUGGUGUCGGAGCUGUUUGAACCACACCGAAGUUUGGACAAUCCUGCUGCUGCAGCAACCCUGAUGGGACUUCAGGUACCAGCAAUGCUCCCUGGUAUGGUUGAUGGACACGGUUCUCAGCUUCUUCAGCGCCGACAACUGUAUGCCGGUCCCAUGUCAAAGCUGAGAAUGCUCAUGAUAUGUCGAAUGGCAAAACCUGAAGAAGUUCUCAUAGUUGAAGAUGAAAACGGGAACAUUGUUCGUGAAACCUUGAAAGACAAUGAUGUUCUUGUUCAGUACAAGAUUAUGAGGGAGACUCUUAUUUAUUUAUCACAUCUUGAUCAUGAUGAUACUGAAAAGCAGAUGCUGAGGAAAUUGAGUAAGCAGCUUAGUGGUGAGGAUUGGACAUGGAACAAUUUAAAUACACUAUGCUGGGCAAUAGGUUCUAUAUCCGGUUCUAUGAUGGAAGAACAGGAAAACAGAUUUUUGGUUAUGGUCAUUCGUGACUUAUUAAACCUUUGUGAAAUUACAAAGGGAAAAGAUAACAAAGCUGUUAUUGCAAGUAAUAUCAUGUAUGUUGUGGGCCAGUAUCCAAGAUUUUUAAGAGCUCAUUGGAAAUUCCUUAAAACUGUUGUGAAUAAGUUGUUUGAGUUUAUGCAUGAGACACAUCCUGGAGUUCAGGAUAUGGCUUGUGACACAUUUCUGAAAAUAGUGCAGAAGUGCAAGCGUAAAUUUGUGAUCACUCAGGUUGGGGAAAAUGAACCGUUUGUGUCUGAGCUUCUGACAGGCCUUCCCACCACCAUUAUGGAUCUUGAACCUCAUCAAAUACAUUCCUUCUAUGAAUCUGUUGGUCACAUGAUUCAGGCAGAGUCUGAUGCGCAGAAGAGAGAUGAAUAUCUUCAGCGAUUGAUGGAGCUCCCAAAUCAGAAAUGGAUGGAAAUUAUAGGGCAGGCUCAUCAAAAUGUUGAGUUUUUAAAGGAUCAGGAUGUUAUCCGGACAGUGCUUAAUAUAUUGCAGACGAAUACAAGUGUUGCAUCUUCUUUAGGGACAUAUUUCUUGCCCCAAAUCUCGAUGAUCUUUUUGGACAUGUUGAAUGUGUACAGAAUGUACAGCGAGCUUAUUUCAAAGAGUAUUACUGAAGGGGGACCUUAUACUUCUAGAACAUCCUACGUGAAACUUCUACGUUCGGUCAAGAGGGAAACACUCAAGCUGAUUGAGACAUUCUUGGAUAAGGCGGAAGACCAACCACAAAUUGGCAAACAAUUCGUGCCUCCAAUGAUGGAUCCUGUUCUUGGAGAUUAUGCGAGGAAUGUUCCUGAUGCUAGGGAGUCAGAGGUUUUGUCACUGUUUGCCACAAUUGUGAAUAAAUAUAAAUCUGCAAUGAUUGAAGAUGUACCACGCAUAUUUGAAGCUGUCUUUCAGUGCACACUUGAGAUGAUUACAAAAAAUUUUGAAGAUUACCCAGAGCAUCGCCUCAAGUUCUUCUCUCUUCUUCGUGCCAUAGCUACUCAUUGUUUUCCUGCAUUAAUCUGCCUGUCAAGUCAGCAAUUGAAGCUUGUUAUGGACUCUAUCAUAUGGGCUUUUCGGCACACUGAAAGAAAUAUUGCUGAAACUGGGCUGAACCUGUUGUUAGAGAUGCUAAAGAAGUUUCAGGGCUCAGAGUUCUGUAAUCAGUUUUAUCGGACAUACUUUUUGACAAUUGAGCAAGAGAUAUUCGCCGUGUUGACUGAUACUUUUCACAAGCCUGGGUUCAAAUUGCAUGUCUUGGUGCUUCAGCAUUUGUUCUGUUUGGUGGAAACUGGUGUCGUAACUGAGGCUCUUUGGGAUGUUGCUACUGGUCCAUAUCAUUACCCAAGUAAUUCUGCGUUUGUACGAGAGUUUACCAUAAAACUUCUAAGCACCUCAUUUCCCAACAUGACCGCAGCAGAGGUUACUCAAUUUGUUAAUGGACUCUUCGAGUCAACCAAUGAUCUAUCUACUUUUAAAAAUCAUAUACGAGAUUUUCUUAUCCAGUCCAAAGAAUUUUCAGCUCAGGAUAACAAAGAUUUAUAUGCUGAAGAGGCUGCGGCUCAGAGAGAGAGAGAACGACAAAGAAUGCUUUCUAUUCCUGGGCUUAUUGCUCCUAGCGAAUUGCAAGAUGAAAUGGUGGACUCGUAGAUAUGCUAGAUAGUGUCGGAGUUAAUAGUAAUACGGUGGGCAUUUUAACUUGUUUCACAGGCUUUGAUUGAAUCCAUUGCCAGGUACUUUUGAGAAGAGAUGAUGCAGAGUUUUCCUCCAACUUUAGUUUUCCUCCUCUUCCCAAUAUUUUAAAUUGGGACUGGUUUGGCAGUUCCCGAUUUCAAAGUUUUGGCUGGCCGGGGAUACUGCCUUGUUCAUGGGUGAGUGUAGAUUAUUCAAUUUCUAAUUGGGGAUAUGAUAAUAUUCUGUUAUUUGUAAGGGGAUUCAUGAAGGCAUCUAUAUCUUUAUAUAGAAUCGCAGGAUGGAAGACUCAUUCCGAGUAUUGAUGACUCCUUAGGUGUGACCUCCUAACCUCGGGCGGUUUGUGCAGAAAACCCUUGUGGUUUGAUAUUUUGUAUUUUUUUCCCUCACCAAUUAAUUUUUAGGGAUAUUGAUUUUAUGUACCAUGAGUGCACUUAAUAUAUGGUUUUUCAUUAA